AUGCCGCAAUACCACCUUGUCAUAUUGGUUCACGGCCUCUGGGGGAACUCCUCUCAUAUGGCAUACUUAGCCCAACUGCUUCAGAAUGCCAAAAUCUCUGACUCCCAAGAGAUUCUUGUAGUCCACCGCACAGAAUCACAUUCAGGAUACUUGACCUACGAUGGGAUUGGGGUAAACGGAAAGCGAGUUGCAGAUGAAAUCACGACUGAGAAGUUGAAAUUGGAAAAGGAUGGCAAGGUUGUCAAGUUCUCAAUCAUAGGCUAUUCUAUGGGUGGCUUGAUUGCUAGGUAUGCGUUGGGCAUUUUGAAACAUGAUGGCUUUUUUGAUGAAGUUGAGCCCGUCAACUUUGUUACAUUCUGCACACCUCACGUUGGAGCUAUCAAUCCAAGUAAACUGCUCUCCUCAAGAAUGUUCAACAUAGUGGCCCCAUGUAUCUUGUCUCACACCGGACUGGAAAUGUUUCUCAGGGACAAGCCAGUGGUGAAAGCCAAAAAAAGCUUAUCGUUGCUAGAAUGGAUGGCGAACCCAGCCUCGAAAUUCUACAAGGCUUUGGAGCUGUUUGAGAACAGAACAGCGUAUGCGAAUAUAAUCAACGAUAAAAGAACUAGUUGGUAUACCACCGCGAUAGACGAUCGAGACCCCUUUAAUUCAAUGAUAAACGAGUCUCUGGAAGCAUACUCUUUGAAUUACAUCCGUGGUUACGAACCCACAGUGAUAGACGUUACAAAACAUUUUUCUUUCAAUGCUAUUGAAGAGCCCAAUACUUCGAAGAUCGAUUUGCGAAGCAUCAUUUUCAAAGCCUUCUCCUGGUGUAAAGUACUCGGCCAUUUGGUUUUAGUGAUGCCAAUAUAUUCUUUGCUUCUUUUUGGAAAUUAUAUGUGGCAGCGAAUCCAGCUCUCACAGAGAUUAAAACAGUUUGCAAAAGAGAGUUCCGAAAGUUUAAAUGUUUUGUACGAGUGGAUCAAUGACGAAAUCGAUGGCGGCAUGGCAAAGCUUGAAACUAGUAAAUCUACAAUGAGCGGGUAUGACUCAAGCCAUGAAGUUCUGGGCAAUUACUUGAGCCAAUUUGAAGAAACAGUGCGAGGAGAGACUGAUCUUCUUGUUGAAUCUAUUUAUGGUGCAAUGAAUAACGCAGACUACCAUGAAUAUAAUCUGCGAGUGAUACCACCGGCGGCAAAUGCUCAAGGGGACUGUCCAGAGGCUUCUCCACUCUUGUCAGAUUCGACUGCGAAAGAAACAGAAGAUAACUUCCAGUUGAACUUGACCCCAGCACAGAAGAAUAUUGUACGCCACUUGAACGCCUUGGAAUGGAAAAAGUUUCCAGUGAUCAUCAGAAAGACAAAGGCAUCUCAUGCAGCCGUAAUCUAUAGACAUCCAGACCCUAAUUUUGCAGAAGGGGAAACAGUAGUUCGCCACUUCUUAAACGAAGUGUUUAGAGGCUAA
This is a messenger RNA of Clavispora lusitaniae ATCC 42720, 1443 nucleotides long. RefSeq lists its product as uncharacterized. Gene Ontology annotation, cellular component: lipid droplet. Gene Ontology annotation, molecular function: phosphatidylcholine lysophospholipase A1 activity. Lineage: Eukaryota; Fungi; Ascomycota; Pichiomycetes; Serinales; Metschnikowiaceae. The record is from RefSeq and is a predicted model, not a curated record.